CUCUCUGUUCUUUCCUCUACGCCAAAUUCUCGCUUACCCCCUUUCUCUCUCUUGAAUUCGCAGGUUAUACUUCUUUCUUCAUCUCUUCUCUUUUGAUUAUUCAGCUCAGCCAUAGCCAUUGAUUCAUCCAUCCAGGAGAUACACAAACUCAUUCCUAUACUUCAGCUUCACUUUUCAUACUUGUAGUUAAAAACACACAAGAGUUUUUGGGUGAUGAUUGUUGAGGUUACGAACUAGGCAAUAAUGAUGAGUGAUUCUGAUGAUGAUAGUGAUGGUCCCGUGGUUUUCAAGCGCAGUUCAACAUCUAAGUCAAAUCAGUUAAACACGGAAAUAAAGAAGUCGUCUUCUUCUCAAAGAGAUGAUGGACGGUCCACGAAACAGAAUUCUGAAGCACGUCCUUCCAAUGGGCAGAACUCUGGUGCCAGGAAUGGUAAUCCAACCCCUUCCAAAGCAUCACAGGUGAAGUCUUCUCUAGUGAGUCCUAAAGUUUCAUCUUCAUCUGUGAGACCAACACCAGUACAGUCUUCAGGAAUGAGUGGUAAACAGCCAAGUUCAACAGCUGAGAAGUCUAAACAAUCAUUACAGCAGAAUAGAACUGCAUCUGUUAAGAGAGAGCAAUCAGAUAGUGACUCUGACGAUGGGAAACCUCUGAAAUCCAGGUUUCCUAGUAAAACCGCCGCCGGAAGUUCUGUAAAACCUAACAAGGAGUCUAAUGCGGGGUCCAUCCAACUACCGAUUUCAAAAGUCAAAGACGAAGAUUCUGAUGAUGGAGCUACUUUGUCAUCGAGAUUUAAAUUAAAACCUAAUGCAGGAGCAUCUACUAGCAAAUCAAAUAACUGUGAUGAGAAAAAACCUUUGGCAUCAAAGAGUCAGCCAAAUGGUUCUGUUCCCAAGGAUAGUCAAAUUAAAAAAUCUCCAGCUGUAAACAAUAAGAGGCAGUUAGAUGAGGCCAAAUCCUCAGUUCAGCAUUCCGUUAAAAAACCUAAGAUAGCUGAUUCACCCUCAUCAGCUUCUGCCAAAACACCAUUGACUGUCAAGGAUGAUGAGGAUUUCGUUCCUAUUUCUCAAAGAAUAAAAAAGGAUUCUAAGUCACCAUCAAGUAGCAAAUCAUUGUCUGGAAAACAGAAAGUAACAAAGGUGAAGCAUUCUUCAAUGAAGAAUAGUAAAAAGGUCAAGAUGACAGUGAAAAAAUCGUAUUCUACGUCUUCAACAAUGCUUCCUAGCUCUGGUGAGGCGCAGAAGUGGACAACUCUGUCACAUAAUGGCGUCAUCUUUCCACCACCAUACAAACCUCAUGGAGUUAAAAUGCUCUACAAGGGAAAACCGGUAGAUUUAACACCAGCACAAGAAGAGGUUGCCACUAUGUUUGCAGUGAUGCUAGAUACUGACUAUAUGAGCAAACCACAAUUCAAAGAGAACUUCAUAAAUGACUGGAGAACAAUUCUUGGGAAAAACCAUGUAAUUCAGAAUCUAGAAGACUGUGAUUUCACACCGAUAUAUGAAUGGCACCAAAGGGAGAAGGAGAAGAAAAAACAAAUGACUACAGAAGAGAAAAAGGCUUUGAAAGAGGAAAAAUCACUGCAGGAGGAGAAAUACACGUGGGCUGUAGUUGAUGGUGUCAAAGAGAAGAUUGGUAACUUUAGAGUUGAACCACCAGGGUUGUUCAGAGGCCGUGGAGAGCAUCCUAAGAUGGGAAAGCUGAAAAAACGAAUUCGGCCAAAUGAUAUCACUAUAAAUAUUGGGAAGGAAGCAGAAAUACCGGAAUGUCCAAUUCCUGGUGAGAGCUGGAAAGAGAUUAGGCAUGACAAUACAGUCACAUGGCUAGCGUAUUGGAAUGAUCCUAUAAAUCCAAAGGAAUUUAAAUAUGUGUUCCUGGCUGCUAGCAGCUCCUUGAAAGGGCAAAGUGACAAGGAGAAAUAUGAAAAAGCCAGACUCUUGAAGGACUACAUACAAGGUAUUAGACAAGCCUACACGCGGGACUUCACCAGUAAAGAUGUCACUAAGCGCCAAGUAGCAGUUGCUACCUAUCUCAUUGACAAACUAGCUCUCAGGGCAGGCAAUGAGAAGGAUGAUGAUGAAGCAGAUACAGUUGGUUGCUGCACACUGAAAGUAGAAAAUGUUCUACCACAGCCUCCUAAUAUUCUAAAAUUUGACUUUCUUGGUAAAGAUUCAAUAAGAUACCAAAAUGAGGUGGAAGUUGUACUACCUGUGUACGAGGCAAUUCAAAAGUUCCGAUCAGGGAAAACGGAUGGCGAUGAUCUUUUUGACAAGCUUGACACAAGUAAACUCAAUGUUCAUCUCAAGGAACUCAUGCCAGGCCUCACAGCUAAAGUUUUCCGUACAUAUAAUGCAUCUAUCACAUUAGAUGAUAUGUUAAGUAAGGGAACCAAGGGUGCAAAUGUUGCGGAAAAUGUUGUGGUUUAUCAGCAUGCAAAUAAGGAGGUUGCAAUCAUUUGUAAUCAUCAACGUACCGUUUCCAAGUCUCAUUCUGCUCAAAUGACCAAAUUGAAUGAGAAAAUAGAAGAAUUAAAGAACUUGAUUGAUGAACUCAAGACAGAUUUGUCUCGAGCGAAGAAAGGGAAGCCCCCAUUGAAGGAUGCCGAUGGGAAACCAAAAAGGAACUUGAAUCCCGAAGCUUUAGAGAGGAAGAUUGCUCAAACAAAUGUGAAGAUUGAGAAAAUGGAACGCGAUAAGGAAACAAAAGAGGAUCUUAAAACAGUUGCUCUAGGGACAUCGAAGAUUAACUAUCUCGAUCCCAGGAUUACAGUAGCUUGGUGCAAGAGGAAUGAAGUUCCAAUGGAGAAGAUGUUUAACAAGUCAUUGCUGGGGAAAUUUGCUUGGGCUAUGGAUGUGGAUCCGAGUUUCAGAUUCUGAAACUGCCCCCUUUUUCGAAAACUAAUUUCAUUUUCCCUUUCUUGCCCUCGAUUCAUUAUUGGGCCAAUGGGAAUGUUGUCGAAAUUUGAGGACUUAAAACUUAUUAUUCUCUUUGUUGGAUUUGAAAGUUUAGGUUAUACAAAACUUAUUUAUCUUUUCCAA
Messenger RNA from Impatiens glandulifera, 3036 nucleotides. Its product is annotated as DNA topoisomerase 1 alpha-like. The coding region runs from base 244 to 2874 and encodes 876 amino acids. Gene Ontology annotation, cellular component: nucleolus; chromosome. Gene Ontology annotation, biological process: DNA topological change; DNA replication; chromosome segregation. The transcript has 16 exons. Lineage: Eukaryota; Viridiplantae; Streptophyta; Magnoliopsida; Ericales; Balsaminaceae. The record is from RefSeq and is a predicted model, not a curated record. Gene Ontology annotation, molecular function: DNA binding; DNA topoisomerase type I (single strand cut, ATP-independent) activity.